AUGAAUAACGAAGGCACACCUGCCACAACCAUAGCACCCACAUUAGAUUUACAAGCACUGCUUGCUACCAUGCCAGAUUUCUCUAAAAUGUCAUCAUUCUCUAAUAUGCCAAAGAGUAACUCGAGCGCGGAUAUUCCGACGUCGCAGCAGCAGCAGUCGUUGUUGUUUCCGUCAAUUCCAAGCGAUCAGCUUGCUGCCCUUUCUCUGGGCAUAUUCCCACUUCAUGGAUUUCCUAUGUUCCCCCUACUGCCAAUGACUCCCAUGACAUCCACACUUCCUCCUCAUUCCACAAUUGAAAGCCUGGGAUUGAUGACAAGCAAUAAUUUACGUCAAACCACAUCAACAGCUAUGGGUCCCCCAGCGCUCGAUUCACGACCGAGAGCAUUCUCAAGCGCUGCUGCACUCCAGCGACCUAAGCCUGCAGUCACACCUGAACGAAGGCGUAAACGGUCACGAAAAGCACAGGAGGAGGAACAGUCAAGUGUGUUGAGGAUGCUCGUUGACGAGGAGGACGACGCUCCAAUCAAACUCCGCCAGCCGCCGUCAACAAAAGACCUCGACGAGAAGCUGCGGAAGGACGCUGCUAAAGUGCUGAGCGCAAGCAGUCCGUCGCCACCGGCGGCUAAACGAGCUUCACCGGAACGACUGGCAGAUCUGAUCGAGGAACCAGCGAUCGCCCUCAGGCGAAUCAUCCGCGACGAGGAUCUGCCCGACUCGAUUGGGCCCGACUCGCCAUUCCGUCAUCAUCCCAAAUAUCAGCGUAAGCCAUCGGAUUCUGAGAUGAUGGACGGUAUGGAUGCAUUGAUGGCAUUCUCCAGCAUGACCGGUUAUGCAGCGGAAUCGUCUGAACCCACACCGUCACCAAAGACUUCUAACGACUCUACUGGUGGCGGCUAUACCAACGCGGGUUCACCAAAGAAAUCAUUUGCCGAGAUGAUGGAGCAUGCCAUCUGUCGUGAGCUUGUCACGGCCGAAUAG
This is a messenger RNA of Cooperia oncophora, 978 nucleotides long. The record is from the annotation of a GenBank genome assembly. Lineage: Eukaryota; Metazoa; Nematoda; Chromadorea; Rhabditida; Trichostrongylidae.